UUAUCUAAUCAACUUAUAUAUAUAUAUUUCCUUCUUUGCUAAUCAUUACUUAUAAUUUUCUCUUAAAAGAAUCUGCAUUUUCUUGAAAAUGAGAAAAAGAGUUGUUGCCAUGAAAAUUUGUGAUUAUUCUUUAUUGGCUUGUCUAGUGAUUACUUUAUUCAUAAGUUGUUUUGGUGAAGCAAGAGAGUUUGAUGUUGAUGGAAAAGCAAAUUCUUGGAAGAUACCUUCUUCACCUGAUGAAUUUAAUAAGUGGGCUGAGAAAACUCGUUUUCAGAUUGGAGAUUAUAUAGUUUUGACAUAUGAUCCAAACUCAGACUCAGUACUACAAGUGAAUGAAGAGGACUACAACAAUUGCAACAAGGCCCAACCCAUAAAAUCAUAUCAAGAUGGUGAAACCAAGAUUUUGCUUGACAAUUCAGGCCCAUUUUUCUUCAUUAGUGGAGCAAAUGGCCAUUGUGAAAAUGGCCAAAAACUUGAAGUUAAAGUUUUGUCACCUCAACAUAGUUUACCAAAGGAUCAUUCUCCGGCGUCGGCUCCGGUGGAUUCUCUGGUGGAAUUCCUCCCUCCGGCACCGGCUACCGCAAGUGGAUGUGAUGGCAUGAAGUUUGGGAUCAUUGGAGGGUUCAUUGUUAUGUUUGCAACUUUUGUUGUUCUUGCAUUAGUUUAGUCUUAGUUUUAAAUUUUAGUUUUUUUUUUUUUUAAACAUGACUUGUUUUUGAAAAUUAUGUUGGUAGUUCUUUAUUAUUAGUAGUAUUUCUUUUGUGGUUUUUGGUUAUCUUUGGCAUAUUAUUGGAGACAUUACCUUUUUGUGCAAUCCUGUUUCUUAUUUCCAACAUUUUAACGCUGAUAAUGAAAAAUAUAUUUAAACAAUUAGAUUACUGAUAAGUUAAUUAUAAGUAAAUCUUUAUGCUAUGUAUUGACGUGUAACCUAGUAAAAACGGUAGGUAGAAUUCUUGCACAAGUUAGAAUCCUAAAACAAGAAAAACUUGAGUAUGUCUUGUCUCCAGAGGUUUCAUUAUAUUGUUAUGUUGGCAAGUUUUGUUGUUGCAUAGGUUAAUUAAUUAGUCUUAGUUUUACAUUUUAGGGUUUUUUUAAUGACUCAUUUCUGCAAAUUCUUUGCUUACUAUCAGUAGUAUUUCUUUUGUGGUUUUGUUUGUUGUUGCCAUAUUAUUGGAGACAUUAGGUUUUUGUUCAAUCUUAUCAUAAUAUUGGAGACUAGCAUUACUUUGUUGUUUUUUUUUUUUUUUUUUUUUUUUUUUUGUCAUCUUUGGCAUAUUGGAGACGUUAUCAGUCUUGUUGUCAAGUUUUACUUGUAAUUAAUGUAAUUACAAAUAAAUCACUAUGAAAAACAUUAAGUGGGUGAAAUCCUUUUACCGGGGAAAGAAUCCUAAAACAAAGAAAGACUUUAACUCUUACUACGAGGUAAAGAUAAUUAAACAUAAAGAUAACAUCAAACAAACGAUAAUGAUAAAGAUGUGAUCUAAUUUAAUAAUGAUAAAGAUGUGAUCUAAUUUAAUAAUGAUAAAGAUGAGAUUUACUUUAAACUGUAACAACUUAA
Messenger RNA from Lycium barbarum (goji berry), 1558 nucleotides. Its product is annotated as early nodulin-like protein 14. Gene Ontology annotation, cellular component: plasma membrane. Gene Ontology annotation, molecular function: electron transfer activity. The transcript is spliced from 2 exons. The record is from RefSeq and is a predicted model, not a curated record. Lineage: Eukaryota; Viridiplantae; Streptophyta; Magnoliopsida; Solanales; Solanaceae. Bases 89 to 667 code for a protein of 192 amino acids.